AUGACCGAUCGACUCACACAGCUGCAGGACGCUGUCGACCAGCUGGCCCAGCAAUUCGUCGCCUGCUUCCACUACGUCAACCGCCACCAUGACCUCGAGGUCCUAGGGCCGAAGGACAAGGUGCGCGAUGUCACUAAGGGUGCCAGCCAGCUCGAAGUGGAACCAGCCGAUGCCGAAGAAUUCCGCGCCGGCCUGCUCGAGCUGUCGCGCGACCUCAUCGUCAAGGAGCAGCAGAUCGAAGUCCUCAUCUCGACCCUGCCCGGUCUCGACACCAGCGAAGCCGACCAGGAGAAGAAUGUGCGCGAGCUGGAGGAGGAGCUCAAGAUUGCGGAAGUGCAGAGGCAGGAGGCCAUCAAGGAGAAGGACCAGAUCCUCGUCAAGCUGGCCGAGGUGAUACGGAACGUGCGCAGGCCGUGA
Messenger RNA from Verticillium alfalfae VaMs.102, 417 nucleotides. RefSeq names its product mediator of RNA polymerase II transcription subunit 21. The record is from RefSeq and is a predicted model, not a curated record. Gene Ontology annotation, biological process: regulation of transcription by RNA polymerase II. Gene Ontology annotation, molecular function: transcription coregulator activity. Gene Ontology annotation, cellular component: mediator complex. Lineage: Eukaryota; Fungi; Ascomycota; Sordariomycetes; Glomerellales; Plectosphaerellaceae. The transcript is spliced from 3 exons. Bases 1 to 417 code for a protein of 138 amino acids.